Molecule: messenger RNA, 1467 nt
Organism: Plasmodium malariae
Lineage: Eukaryota; Apicomplexa; Aconoidasida; Haemosporida; Plasmodiidae
Product: PIR protein
Exons: 3
Coding region: 1-1467 (488 amino acids)
Source: RefSeq, a predicted model, not a curated record
AUGAUUAAUACCUCUGAUAAUAGAAUUUUACAAGGGUCACAAUCAAGUAAUAUAUAUAAUGAAUUGAACAGAAGCGUCAGUGGAGAACAAUACAAUGUAUACUGUAAAUCAUUAAAUGGAACAAAAGAGAAUAUUCCUAAUUCAAAUUAUAAUCUUUGUAAAUUGAUUGCAAGAAAUGCAGAAGAUUUGUCAAAAAAGUAUAAAACACCAAGUUAUACUAAUCAAUGUUUUCAUAACAGAUACUGGGUAUAUUAUGAAUUAUGGAAAGUGUUAAAAAGCAUUUCGAAAACAGAAGAAUUAAAAUCACUUAGUGAUAAUUUCCUGGAAGCUCGUAAUAGUAUAAAUAGGGCUUAUAAUGCAUAUAAUUGUCUAUAUUCCUUUGAAAAUGAUAUUUUAGAAGGAUUAAAAGAUAAGAUAGAAGAGAAAUAUUUGUAUGAUUAUUUCACAAACUUUGAUAGUAUUAAAACAUCUGAUGCUUGUGAACGUGUUCAAUUAAAUAAAUAUACAAAUUAUCUUAAUUAUAUUAUUAUAUUAUAUAAUAAGCGUACAGCUCAGGAUUCCUGUUGCUUUGGUUCAUUCUUGAUGGAUUGUUUUGAUUAUUUUAAAUGCAAUGAUGAAUUUGAUCCUCGUAAACUGUUGUCAUCAUUAAAUAAAAAUGGAAAAAAUGAAUGUAGUAAUUUAGAAAAAGCCGAGGCACCUGAAAAUUUGGAUAGUUUAUCAAGUUUUCAAAAUUCUAGAUCACACAUUUUUAAUUCAUUUUAUACUGUUACAUGCAAAGGCAAUGGUAAUCUUAUUUGUAAAAUGUCUCCAUCUUAUGAAUCUCCUAAAAAUGUUAAUUCUAAUACAAAUCAUAGGUUACAAAGUGAUUUUAAUAGUUUAGUGUCACGGCCUAGAGCAGUUCAAUCUGUUGAAAUCUCAGGAGAAAAGCAAAAUAGAAGCGGCGAUGUAUCGGGCUUAUCUGCAAAUUCUGAACAAAAGGACACAUUACGGGAAGCUCCAAAUUCAUUAUCCUUAUCAGAAAAUGGGAAGAGUAAAGUAAAAAAGAUUUGUCCUGGUUACCAAUUUGGAGAAGGUUCACCUGGAUCAUGUGAAGAACCAAAUGUACGAGAAAGAGGAACUCUCGGAGGAAGAUGGGAAGAAUAUUCUCCCCAUAAAAAGGUUAGAUUCACACGAAGCAUCAAUGGUUUUUAUUAUCAUACAUUAGUAAAUAAAACUGAUACAAUUACCAACAAUUUUUUCAGAGUUGGUGUUGCACUUGCUUUGGCCACUGGAAUAAUUUUCACUAUUUUCCUUUAUUAUAAAUUUACUCCCUUUGGACGUCAUUUAAGAAAAAAAUCAUCCAGGAAUAAACGAAUUGAUGAUGAUGUUGAUAUAUCAUACUUGCGGCAGUUUAAAAUACGUGCACCAAAAACGGUAAAUAGAAAUAGGGGUAGUACAAGAUUACAAUUUGCUUAUUAUUCUAGGUGA